Epinephelus fuscoguttatus (brown-marbled grouper) is the source of this 3736-nucleotide messenger RNA. RefSeq names its product galanin receptor type 2-like. The transcript has 3 exons. Gene Ontology annotation, molecular function: G protein-coupled receptor activity; peptide binding. Lineage: Eukaryota; Metazoa; Chordata; Actinopteri; Perciformes; Serranidae. The record is from RefSeq and is a predicted model, not a curated record. The coding region runs from base 779 to 2653 and encodes 624 amino acids. Gene Ontology annotation, cellular component: membrane. Gene Ontology annotation, biological process: neuropeptide signaling pathway.
UCGGAGCUCCCGCCGGCAGGAGUGCAGACAUCUGAGGAGCCCGCUAGUGUCAAAAGAAAAGCUGUCGGAAACGCAAAGAGCUCUCCCAACAACAAAUCCCUCUGUAGCUUUGAGACUCAAAGACGGAUUAAAAAACGCAUGUGGCAACCGACUGUGUGCGAUUCAGGAGCAACUUUGCUAUUGUUUUCUUUCUUUCUUUUUCUCUUUCUUUCUCUCUUUGGAGGUGCACCUGGCUGCAUUUCUCAGCAUCUUCAGGAUUCCAGCAUACAAGAAGAUCCUCACACGAUCUGAUUGCAUCUCUGUGAUGGACUAAAGGUGCAAGGAGGAGGAGGAGGAGGAGAGAGACUGUGGAGCGGAGUUGGGGGGUUGUGUGAUAUUUGCCUUCCUUGAAGGUGAGAGAGUCCAUUAACAGCUGGUGGGGGAUUAUCAGGUUCAAACAACCAUUCCCUGGAAGAAUUAAUUUACAUGCACUUGGACCAGUGCUGAACAGGAUCAUGACUCCAUAGGAUGUGGCAUGGGGCACCAUGAUAUACAUAUGUCAACAUACACUGUUAUCAACACAGAACAAAAGGACCUACAGACCACAUGACUGGAACCUGACAUGAUGUAUUUGGUUAGGAUUUCCUGCCUUUUUGGAGUCUGACUUUUGGGUUCUGCUUUUCCCCUGUCGUGUCUAUGAAUGGAUUUUAAUGAGGACCAAGGGAAACCAGUACAGUAAGCUGCUGUCGAGAGAUUUUCACAACUCUCUGCUGCCUCCCCUGCUGUGGUUUUGUUCAGUAUGGAUCUGUCCCAGUACCGUCCGUCUGACUGGAGCUCAGUCCAGCCAAGCUUCUCUCCACUGCUGCAGUACGAAGACUCUCAGGAAAGACUCAACCACACCUACAGUUUCCACAGCUCGAUAAUGCUGCCCUCCACUUUCAGUUCUGCCACCGCCUCCCCGCAUCAGCCUCUGCCCUCUGUGCUGCCCUCCUCCCACAUACCUUACUCCUCCCUCAUCUCCUCCCCUUUGUUCUCCACCCUCUCGACCCCAUCCUCUCAACAAACAUCCACUUCUGUCUACCAACCCUCCACCUUGUCCCCCUUUUCUUCAAAUGACUUGGCCAAACUGGAGAGCAUGCUGCUCUGGACUCUCCAUGAGCCCAGCACCAUCGCUCUGACCAUCAUGUACUGUCUGUCGUUCAUUUUGGGAUUUGUUGGGAAUUUAAUGUCCCUGCGCGUUCUUACCAAUAGGAGGAGCCGGCGGCUGGCUGGUGUCAGCGCCACGCGCAGUCUCCUGGUCAACCUGGCGGUGUGUGACCUGGCUGUGGUGUUAGUGUGCAUGCCCAUCACCCUGGGAAUCCAGAUCUACACCGCCUGGGUCUACGGCGACCUCCUUUGUCGAGCAGUGCCCUUCACACAAGCUGUGUCAGUCUCAGCCAGCGUGUUAACACUGACUGUGAUCAGUGUGAAUCGCUACUAUAGCGUCCGAUCACCACUGAGAGCUCGCUCCAUGUUUACCCGCCGUCGAAUCUUGGCGACUGUUGCUGUGGUGUGGAUAGUGUCUUCAAUCAUGUGUGCUCCUAUUGCAGUGAUGAACCGGCGACAGGAUAUCAGCUUUGGGACAUUUGCCAUCUUGGUCUGUCAGGAGGACUGGCCUCAGCAUCGCCUUAAACAGGGAUACAAUGUGCUGCUGUUUGUGAUGCUCUACUGCCUGCCAGUGACCUUUAACCUCACCAUAGGCUUCCUAACUGGCAGGCGGCUUUGGGGAGGGAAGAAAUCCACUUUUGCCGAUCUUGAUCCUCGCAGCCAAGCUCUGCACACCUCACGACUCAAAACGCGCCAGAAAAUCGCCAAGAUGGUGGUGUGUCUGGUGUUGCUGUUUGCAGUGUCCUGGCUUCCGCUCUACUUGGUUGACCUUUGGAUUGACUGCAAUCAGAGUCCACCGUCUUGGCUCCUACAGACACGUCCGUUUGCCCAGUGGCUGGGCCUGACAAACUCCAGUCUUAACCCCAUCUGUUACUGUUUCAUAGGGGAUCUUUACCGCUCAGCCAAAGUGAUACGGAUGCGGUACUACCAGAAAGUCGCUGCUCUCUUUGGCUCCUCCUCAUUCACCAGCUCAGCUGCAGUGGCGUCUCCUGCCUCAGUGAUUACAGACACCAAAGCGACUGUUGCUGAGCACCACCACAUUGCUGCUGUUGCUGUGGCAGCAUCUGCACCCAUCGUUACAAUCCCCAGGCUGCUGAGCUUGGCUAGAGGCCAGGGACUGGGGCAAAAGGUCGGAGACAGUUCAGACAGCCAAGCAGGAUCUGACCACAGUAUCUCAGACUGGUGUCGGUCCAGUCCCAGUGUGUGUGACAGCUCCUUGUUCCCGUGCCAGCUCCGCACAAUCCAGCACUCCAUACAAAGAGCAGACAUCCUGCCCACAAGAAGACACUCUGUGAAUGAGAACGCAGGAUCAUUACCUUUAGGAAACGACUUUGUGGAAGUAGACAUGCUGCCUUUGAGAAGACAUUCGGGGGAUAGAAUAUAUGGGUUGUCAGCUGAUAAGAGAGACGUCAUUACCAUUGGCAGAGACGCUCUCUGUUACACUGAGCAACACAGAGGCAGAACAUUACAAACCUACACUCUGGUAGGGCACAGGGAGGAUGAAAAUACUGAUAUGACCACCCUGUGAAAGCUGCAGAUUAUCUGAAGUAUCAGCAGGGAAGAAUUUUUUAUUUUCUGUCACAGACAGCUCUGGCUUCACAGUUUGCAGUUGACAGUACGGGUAAAUCCCUUACAAAAGCAGUUGUUUGUCUUGAGGAUACACUGACCUGGUCUACACACUGAUUCUUUCUCUGUGUUUUAUUCUCUCAGUAUCACUGAAAGCACAGGGGAUCCAGGAUGUACAUUUGCACCGAUGAGUUCAGCCUUUUGACGGAAGGUGGAGGGAGUAGUGAUGGAGUGAAACCUGCAGGGGAAGAGUUGGGGGUUGCAUUAUUUAGCCUCGGGCUGAAAAGCCAGUAAUCAGUAAGAAUAACUGAUUGAAGCAGCGCAUCAUUACAUGCAAGUCAUAUCACAAGUGAUUCAGCGGCAACUCACAGUCUUGUCUGACAUCUGCUUAAGAUAAUAACCCAGCAGGACGUAUCUAUGUGAUUCUUCUUUCUUUCUUAUUGCUUUGCUAUUGUAGGAACAUACUGUAUCAGAGUUCCUGACAGAUCUUUACAGGAUAAUGUCACCAUCAAUGUCUGCAGCCUGUGAAAGAGCAGUUGUUUGUGUGUGUAGUCAUACAGGGAAUUUGCAGGGAAUAUGAGAUCCACUGUCUAUGAAGCAGAAAAUCUAGAACUCAGAAUACAGUGAAUGGUUUUGUUUUCUGUGAUAUUAGGUAUGAAAUAACUUUUCAGGGUCAUCCGAUUUUUGAAAGCUAGACCAAGCCAUCUGAAAUAAACCAUUCAGAGAGAAUUUAAAAGGUCAAUUCACAAAAACAAAACAAAACAAAAAACAAGUGGUUUCUAAUCAUGGAGAUAGUCUUGGUUUAAUUUGUGCUGGUGGUGAGAUAAUAGCCGCUGACUUGGUGAAUGUAAAUUUGUUUGUGAUGCUCACAGGAUUUAACGAUUAACAUUAAAAAAAUUCAACUCCAACAUGUCUUUCCAGAAUCAGUGUCCUUGUCUGAUAAUAUAAUGCCAUUUCAGUUUCACCCCAUCGAUCAGUUUGACACUGUGUUCAUGUUAGCUGAUGUGUGCUCAGUGGUGGUGGUGGUGGUGGUGGUGGUGGAUGU